AAGGAAAGCACAAUUUCCAGAUGUCUACCUACCAAGCGGCGACAAUUGUGGCGGCUCCCAACGAGUUUCGCGUCCCGUUUCCCCCAUUUGUACAAAUUUCCAAAGUUCAGUUCCAAAGAGAAGCCGGCUCACGUUUGCUGGCCGCUUCCGGCUGGGAUGGCACUUGUCGCGUCUAUGAAGUCGGAAAGUUGGGAGAUAUCUCGGAAAAACUCGUUUUUACACACGGAAAACCACUUUUGACGUGCACUUUUGCGGGUUACAACAAAGUAGCGUUCGGAGGAGUCGAUCACAACGUAAAGCUUGCCGAUAUCGAAACAGGCAACGGAACCCAACUGGGAUCGCACGCGCUGGCCGUCCGAUGCAUGGAAUUCAACCCAAUGUCGAGCCUCAUCGUGUCCGGUGGCUGGGAUUCGUCGGUAAAGCUGUGGGACGCGAGAAGCUACGGAAACGGCGCCAUCGAGUCGGUCAACGUGUCGAGCAGUGUCUACGCGAUGGAUGUUCUGAAGCAUACGAUCCUAGUCGGCACGAAAGAUCGCAAAAUCUUCAUGUAUGAUAGUCGGAAGCUCCGCGAGCCGCUUCAAGUCCGUGAUAGUCCGUUGAAAUAUCAGACACGGGCGGUGCAGUUCUUUCCGACUGGCGAAGCGUUUGUGGUGUCGUCGAUCGAGGGAAGAGUCGCUGUAGAGUAUGUAGAUCAGAGUGGAGAGGAGAUGAUGAAGAGAAAGUAUGCGUUCAAAUGUCAUCGAGAGAAGGAUACUGAUGGAACUGAGCUGAUUCAUCCAGUUCAUACCGUCGCAUUUCAUCCGAAAUAUGGAACUUUUGCGACAGGAGGCGCCGAUGGAAUUGUCAAUAUUUGGGAUCCUUUCAAUCGGAAGCGUAUUAUUCAGCUUCAUAAAUUCGAAACGUCCAUCUCCUCAUUAUCCUUCAACGAAGACGGCUCCCAGCUUGCGAUAGCCACAUCCUAUCAAUACGAGAAGGAAAUUGAUCCAUCACCACUGCCAAAUAAUUCGAUCACCAUUCGCCACAUUACCGAUCCGGAGAGCAGACCGAAAUAAUUUUGAAUUUUCGCCCUUUUUUCCAUUUUUUUUCCAUUUUACGGGACUAUUUUUGCUCUUUUUCCGAUCUUUUUCCCCAAUUCAAUACACUAAGAUUGUCUAAUUUUACUCUUUUUCUCCAGAUGAACCAUGAUUUAUCAAAAAAA
Molecule: messenger RNA, 1198 nt
Organism: Caenorhabditis elegans
Lineage: Eukaryota; Metazoa; Nematoda; Chromadorea; Rhabditida; Rhabditidae
Gene: bub-3
Product: Mitotic checkpoint protein bub-3
Exons: 3
Coding region: 21-1052 (343 amino acids)
Cellular component (GO): nucleus
Source: RefSeq, marked reviewed